GCUACUCUCACGUCAAGUGGUUUUAUUGCAACUGCAGAUGGUAGACUAUUCAAUGACUAAUAUGGCAGCAGACCUUCAAAGGGGCAGAAAGCAAAAGAAGGGCAUUUUCAAAAAGAGAGUAGAUUUAUUCAUUUAUUUACUCAAAAUAAUGGCAGAGAAGUUUUCACAGAAAAAAAUGCCCUCUAAUUAUAUGCCCGAUAUGUACGAUAAUAGCCCUCUUUUUGUAUAUUAAUAUUUUUUUAUGUUUCAGAUGUGUUGUGUAGAAGUCGUAGGCGUAAAGCCAAAUCGGACGACGGUAAGAUUGUAGGCGGUACUGAUACUAGUAUAGAACAGUAUCCUCAUAUGGCGUACUUGCUGUUGCUGAAAGGGAUACAGUAUUAUCAGUGUGGUGGAUCCAUUGUCAGCAGGUUUGCCAUAGUAACGGCAGCUCACUGUCUUACGGGCGUUACACGUGUAACUAUUAGGAUUGGUAGUACAGACUCUAACAGUGGAGGUACGACAUACGAGACUUCGUUAUACUCCAUACAUCCAAGAUAUAACAGUAUAACCAACAACUACGAUAUCGCAGUUAUAAGAGUCGCGUCUGGUAUGACUCUGAAUAGUAACACCACGAAGGCAAUACAAAUGGUUGAUUCGGGGAGUGAUGUGGAAGAUGGAGAUAAUGUAACAGCUACUGGAUGGGGCGCUACUAGUGAAGGAGGACCAACUACAUCACAGUUGAUGGUUGUGACGAUCCCCGCAAUCAAUAGAACUACAUGUCAGCAACUUAUUGGCAACGAAAUAACAACAAAAAUGUUCUGUGCCGGUCUACAAGAAGGGGGAAAGGAUACUUGUCAGGGUGAUUCUGGUGGCCCUGCUGUAGUGAACGGUCUGCUUGCUGGAGUGACCUCUUUUGGAUAUGGCUGUGCUCGUCCGAGUUCGCCUGGAGUUUACACGAGGAUUGGCGACGAUGCCAUUCGAUCGUUUAUUCGGACGAUUGCUAGAACCUAAUUUAAUUGUCUUCAAAUGAUUGCACAAUAUGUUUAACUUUUUGGGAUGGGUUUCUUUUAGUAAUGUAAUCAAUUUAAUUUAGGCACAGUUACGAUUAUACUUUUACAUUUUAUUUUCGUUUAUAAUAUAAGAAAUCUUGCUGUGUUAAAUAAACUGGUUCUCACUCUAAUAUACCUAAACAUUUUCCUCAAAAUAUUUACCGAAAUACGUUUUAAGCCUUUAAUUAUUAAGAACAUAUUUUAUAGUGCCAAGAAAACAUUAAUUGCUUUCAUAAUUCAAAUAUCCUCAACACUGAUGCAUUCCGAAACACCUUUGAUCCCUGAACAAUAACUUGCGCUUACAAUGAGCACGCCCAUUAGUGUUUUCAUGUAUUCAAAUGUACGGAGUCUUACGGAAUUAUCCCACGGGGCCAGUUAUACACAUUUACCUGUUCGUACGACGAGAUAUUACAGAAAUUAAACAUAACUUUGCUAUCCGGCGAAAGUUACGGGUCAAACGAGGAAAACAUUUCCGAGAGCAUGCGCUUGUAUUGUUAUUCGUGUUGUACUUCCAACUAAUUAAUACUUGGAUUUGAGAUCUAGUUUAAUAUUAAUAUUCUCGGAGAUGCUGACAUUUUUAUUGUUUCGAACUAGCUAUGUGACUUCGUUAGAAAAGUGACUUUGGUCAGAUAUUUUUUUAAUAAUUUAUUUUAUCUAUGAAACUAUAUACAAUGGCGGUUUUAAUGCCUGAAUAAAUCUUUUUUUAGAAAACAAAUCUAAGUUAUUAUCUAAGUUGGCAUAACUUUUUUCUUUAUGAAUGAGUUGACAUGUAACAAAAUGUAUACAUCGAAGAACCACAACCGAUUCAAAGCAGCCGUUACUAAGUUAAUCACCCACAAACGCACUGAUUUCAUUUUCUCGAUAUCUUUUGCAAGAAAGAAAGCGUUCUUAAAAAAAAUAGUUUACAGAUUUUGUUAUAUGUAUAGAUUCUGAUUGCUGUUAUAACGGCAAUUAUACUACAUUUUUUGAGCAAUAUUCAGCAGACUUGCUCAAUGGGGGUUUUUAGUUCAAAAUUCAAAUAUUUGGAUUCUACAUUUCCUCACGACUUUUCAUUUCUACUUUUAUCAGCGAUUUUCUGAAAUAUAUUUGAAAAGGUAACAAUGUUACUAACCUGCUUUGAUUGAAAUCAUUUUUUUCUUGCUGAAUGGAAUAUAAAUUCUCUUCUAUUUUGAUUAAAUCACUAAUUACAUUAUAAACGAAAAAUCUAAAAACAAAAAUCCAUUAAUUCUUGUUAUUAUUCUCUUAGGUUAAAAGUACGUAAUUCAAAGCAUAAUUACGUGCCCACUUUGAAAUAUUUCUUUUCUUUCCACUUUUCUUUACCGGUCCCGUAAUUAGCUCGAACGUAACAAAAGUACCUUAUAUCUUUUGAAAAGAAAAAAAUCUUUUCUUAAAUUCAGCAAUGGACGGACGCAAUCAAAAUCCCUAAUGAUUACAGGACAUCAUUUAGUUAUUCAACGAAAUAGGAGCAUGUUCUCGAGAAAAAAUGGUGGAUUAAUAACUGAAUUUUCAGCAAAUUUACAAUGUUAUUAUACAAAUUGCAAUUGCUUUCAUUUGUUAUAUUACGGCAACCAGGUUUGAUCAUGGAUGACCUUUAGUGAAAGUUAGAUCAAGAUGUCAAUAAAAAACAUAUUGCACGGGAAUAUUAUAUAUUACAUCGCAAGGCUUUUUUAUUCUAGACCUACCUGCAGAACGGCGUUCAGUACCUAAAUAUUCGUGGCUGUCAGCUGAAAGUUCGAGGAAGGCGAAAUAGGAGCCGAGAUCUCAUUAUCUAAGUUGCAUAAUUUCUGCUACAGAACGCCGAAUUAAUGGCCUCAGCGUUCCCCUAAUGCCAGCAAAUUAUUUGAAGGUACAAUCCCCGACGUUAAUUGAAAGUUUACCUUACGAACUAUUAGAGUACUAGGGUUUAAUAUUAAGCAGAUUUUUAAUGUAAUUGCUGCUUUAAUUCGAGGUAUAUUGUUAAAUUAUGUUGUAUUUGAUAUUGGGUAGGUAAGGCAACCAAAAAAUCAA
Messenger RNA from Trichoplusia ni (cabbage looper), 3035 nucleotides. Its product is annotated as trypsin-like. The record is from RefSeq and is a predicted model, not a curated record. Gene Ontology annotation, biological process: proteolysis. Lineage: Eukaryota; Metazoa; Arthropoda; Insecta; Lepidoptera; Noctuidae. Gene Ontology annotation, molecular function: serine-type endopeptidase activity. Bases 343 to 990 code for a protein of 215 amino acids. The transcript has 4 exons.